AAUCCUACUGAAAAUAUGCUGCCGCAAAUAGUCUUUCUGCUGCCAGCGUUUUUGACCUUGGUUCAUGGAGUGUUUUAUGCUGAACGGUACCAAACUCCCACAGGAAUAAAGGGCCCACUUGCCAACACGAAGACACAGUACUUCAUCCCGUACUCCAUAAAGAGUAAAGGAAUUCCAGUAAGAGGAGAGCAAGGAAUUCCUGGUCCACCAGGCCCAGCUGGACCUCGAGGACACCCAGGUCCUUCAGGACCGCCAGGAAAGCCAGGCUAUGGAAGUCCUGGACUCCAAGGAGAGCCAGGCUUGCCAGGACCACCAGGAAUAUCAGCCACUGGGAAGCCAGGCCUGCCAGGCCCGCCAGGCAAACAAGGAGAGAGAGGACCCUAUGGACACAAAGGAGAUAUUGGCCCAGCUGGCUUACCAGGACCUCGGGGGCCUCCAGGGCCACCUGGAAUACCUGGGCCUGCUGGAAUUUCUGUGUCAGGAAAACCUGGACAGCAGGGACUUACAGGUGCCCCAGGACCCAGGGGAUUUCCUGGAGAAAAGGGGGUACCAGGAGCCCCUGGGAUGAAUGGACAGAAAGGAGAACCAGGAUAUGGUGCUCCUGGCCGUCCUGGUGAGAGGGGUCUUCCAGGUCCUCAGGGUCCUGUAGGUCCCCCUGGUCCUCCUGGAGUGGGAAGAAGAGGUGAAAAUGGUUUUCCAGGACAGCCAGGCAUCAAAGGUGAUCGGGGUUUCCCAGGAGAAAGGGGACAAUCAGGUCCACCAGGUCCCCAAGGUCUUCCUGGGAAACAGGGACGGGAAGGUAUUGGGAAGCCAGGAACCACUGGAGCCCCGGGUCAACCAGGUAUCCCAGGAGAAAAAGGCCACCCCGGGGCUCCAGGAAUAGCUGGGCCUCCAGGAGCUCCUGGCUUUGGAAAGCAAGGCUUGCCAGGUUUGAGGGGACAAAGAGGACCUGCAGGUCUUCCUGGGGCCCCAGGUGCCAAAGGGGAACAAGGGCCCACAGGUCAUCCUGGGGAGCCAGGUCUGACUGGACCCCCCGGGAAUAUGGGACCCCAAGGACCUAAGGGAAACCCAGGGAAUCAUGGUAUUCCAGGUGCUAAAGGUGAGACAGGUCCAGUUGGGCCUGCAGGGCCACCUGGGGCUAGAGGAUCAAGGGGUCCCCCUGGGGUAGAUGGAAAAAGAGGGUACCCUGGUGAGCCAGGUCUUAAUGGUCCUAAAGGUAACCCAGGAUUACCAGGACCAAAGGGUGAUCCUGGAGUGGGAGGAGCCCCCGGUCUUCAAGGUCCUGUUGGCCCUGCAGGAGCUAAGGGAGUGCCUGGACACAGUGGCGAGGCAGGUCCAAGAGGUGAACCUGGAAUACCAGGCACCAGGGGCCCCAUUGGGCCACCAGGUAUCCCAGGAUUCCCUGGAUCUAAGGGUGACCCUGGAAAACCAGGUCCUCCAGGCCCAGCUGGCAUAGCAACUAAGGGCCUCAGUGGGCCCACUGGUCCCCCAGGUCCUCCUGGUCCAAGAGGCCACAGUGGAGAACCUGGUCUUCCAGGUCCCCCGGGACCCCCAGGACCACCUGGCCAAGCAAUCAUGCCUGAUGGCUUCACCAAGGCAGGUCAAAGGCCGAGGCUUCCUGGGAUGCCUCUUGUCAGUGCUAACCAUGGAGUAACAGGAAUGCCAGUGUCUGCUUUUACUGUCAUGCUCUCCAAAGCUUAUCCAGCAGUAGGCAGCCCCAUUCCAUUUGACGUGAUUUUGUAUAAUAGACAGCAGCAUUAUGACCCAAGAUCUGGAAUCUUUACCUGUAAGAUCCCAGGUGUAUACUAUUUCUCCUACCACGUACAUGUGAAAGGGACUCAUGUUUGGGUUGGCCUGUACAAGAACGGCACACCCACAAUGUACACUUAUGAUGAGUAUAGCAAAGGCUACCUGGAUCAGGCUUCAGGGAGUGCAAUUAUGGAGCUCACAGAAAAUGACCAGGUGUGGCUCCAGCUGCCCAAUGCAGAGUCCAACGGCCUCUACUCCUCUGAGUAUGUCCACUCAUCCUUCUCAGGAUUCCUAGUGGCUCCCAUGUGAGCACUUCCUGCCAAGGUCAGCUAAAUCCUUCGCUUGGAAAGGCUUCCCUGCAAUUCCAUUGUGACCACCCUGGAGAUGCAUAUGGAGGUAGGCUAAAAGUAAUGUGAACAACUUAAAAAACCUUCUAAAACAUACUCCGAGACCAAGUUUCCUCCUGGAAAAGUGAGCAGCAGCAGUGAAUACGUGAGGUUUAUCAUGAAUGCGCAGCAACCCUAAAGGUUCUGUGAUUCUAUCAAUAUUUAUAGUUUUUACCAUAAGUUAAAAAAAAAAACAAAACCUCACAAAAACAGAAAUAUGGUUCCAAUUCACCAUAAAUUUCAUUUCAGAAACUCAGCAUUUCUUUUUUUUAGGAAAAGCCCAUUUUAAUAAUUAACAUGAGAACUUUUAGGAAACAUGCAGAAAGUAUCACAUAACUUUAUAUUCUUUAAAUACUUGAAUAUUCAAAUUUAAAGGACACUGUAUAUCUUAGGCUAUAUCUGAUGGUGCAUCACUCAACGGCUCAUAUAGCCCCUUUCACCAAGAUAAAUUCAAAAGCACAGGUGCAUACAGACUUUUUGAAGCGCUCAUUAGAAUCCAAAAUACUGCAUUAAAAUUAAUUUGAAUUACAAGGUGCUUUGUCACAAGCCAUUUCAAGCUUUUCUGCAAUUGCAGAAAGUCCACAUACCUGGUGCAACUUGGAAACAGGUGUCUGACUUAUUCUUAUGUCCCUAACAUAGUGUGAUCACUCUGAUUUAAUGCCUUGCUGCAUCUUUAUAAAAUGAUUUUAUGGGCUUACAGAACAUCAGAAUAGACAUCUAGUGUGUCUUCCAUUCCAUGAAAAUAUAAUUAACAUUAAAGAUUUCAAAGCCAGGCUAGAAACAAAAAUAUAUUAUUUAUUUAUGCUCUGUACUGUAUUUUGAUAUUACUGUUUAAAACUGUUAAGCUGUACCUCACUCACUAAAGCACGGAAUAUUUAAUCUACUUGUUAUUACAAAGCAAUAAAAUGACAUGAACCAAUCUUU
This is a messenger RNA of Meriones unguiculatus (Mongolian gerbil), 3059 nucleotides long. It is a transcript of the gene Col10a1, whose product is annotated as collagen type X alpha 1 chain. The record is from RefSeq and is a predicted model, not a curated record. NCBI's taxonomy places the organism in Eukaryota, Metazoa, Chordata, Mammalia, Rodentia, Muridae. Gene Ontology annotation, molecular function: protein binding. The coding region runs from base 16 to 2058 and encodes 680 amino acids. The transcript is spliced from 2 exons.